Messenger RNA from Grammomys surdaster, 4394 nucleotides. RefSeq names its product trophinin-like. The record is from RefSeq and is a predicted model, not a curated record. Gene Ontology annotation, biological process: negative regulation of transcription by RNA polymerase II. The transcript is spliced from 17 exons. The coding region runs from base 21 to 4316 and encodes 1431 amino acids. Gene Ontology annotation, cellular component: nucleus. Lineage: Eukaryota; Metazoa; Chordata; Mammalia; Rodentia; Muridae.
GCUAUUAGCCUUUCAGAAAGAUGGAUAGAAGAAAUGACUAUAGUUUUCGGGUGCCCACAUUCCAGUGCCCUCUGCCUCCCGCUGGGAGCCUAGGGCUUCCUAUCUCUCCAGAUGCACAGAGGGAGACCACAGAAAAGGACAGCGUCCCGGUGACGCACACCCAGUUGCCAGCAACCAAUGACCCACCAGUUGGCAACCGAUCUAAGAAAAACAAGAACAAGAACAAGAAGAAUAACAAGCCUAACGCUAACACCACACCCGCUCCCCCUCCAGUCCCAUCGGCCAAUGAUAAUGCUAACAACAAGCCUAAAGUAACUUUGCCGGCUUUAAACUUACCAGUGUUCACCCAGAUCAGUCAGGCUUCAGCUACUACAGAGGCACCCAAUACCCAGGCUUCAGUUACUGCUCAGACCAAGAAUGCCAAGUCACAGAGAGUUACUCCCAAGGUAUCCCAAACUGGCAGUGAGGAUGUCAGUACACAGCCUAAGUCACCAUUACAGGCCCUAAACCUGCCAGUUACUGCACCAACUAUCCAGUCUCCAGUUGCCAAUGAGUCAGCUAAUUCCCAAGCCUUGAUAGCUAUGGGCAAAUCCAAGAAAGCCUCUAAGGCAAAGAAUAAGGCUGCCAAUAAGAAUGUACCUAGUGCCACUGAGAUCUCACUGGCUUCAGCUGCCACCCACACAGCUACUACCCAAGGCCAAGCUGCCAGGGAGACAGGUAGUAUCCAGGCUACAGCAGCCACUGUCCGAGGCAAGAAAAAUUCCAAAGGAAGAAGAACACCUGUUAAGACCACAAAUACUGAUACUGAAUAUGUAGAGCCCUCUAAUGCCCCUGAGGUAGCUAGCAGACAGAUUGAGGCAUCAGCUGUAGUUGCAAGGUCCAAAAAGCCCAAGGGGAAGAAGGCUCCCAAUAAAGGCUCAAAUUCUGCUUCUGAGACGUCUGAGGCUCCACCUGCCAUUCAAAUGGUCUCAAACCAUGCCCUAUCAGUCACUGUACAGAUUAGGAGAGGGUCUAGGGCUCGAAAGGCUGCCAAUAAGGCUCGGGCAACUGAAAGCCAGCCUCAGAUCACUGACCAAGGAGGAGCUCAGGCCUCUCAGGCCAACAUGAAUACCCUGGAGACUCAGGUUGCUGCUGCUGUCCAGGCCUUGGCAGAUGACUAUCUGGCUCAGUUGACUUUAGAACCCACGACCAGAACCCGGGGCAAGAGGAACCGGAAGCCUAAGCAUCCCAAUGGAGAUGAGAGAACUGGGAAUUUCAGGCGGUUCCCAUGGGGCAGGAGGCUUCCACCACCCAGAGAUGUGGCCAUUUUGCAGGAAAAGGCAAAUAAGUUGGUGAAAUACCUGUUGCUUAAAGACCAGACAAAGAUCCCAAUCAAGCGCUCAGACAUGCUGAAGGAUGUCGUCCAAGAAUAUGAGGAUUAUUUCCCAGAGAUCAUUGAACGAGCAAGCUACGCUCUGGAGAAGAUGUUUCGAAUCAAUCUGAAGGAAAUUGAUAAGCAAAAUAGCUUGUAUAUUCUUCUCAGCAUUCAGGAGUCCUCUUCAGGCAUACUGGGAACGACCAGUGACACACCUAAGCUGGGUCUCCUCAUGGUGAUUCUGAGUGUUAUUUUCAUGAAGGGCAACAAGGCCAGUGAGGCUGCCAUCUGGGACAUGCUGCGCAAGUUGGGGCUGCACCCUGGGGUAAAACAUUCACUCUUUGGAGAAGUGAAGAAACUCAUCACAGAUGAAUUUGUGAAGCAGAAAUAUCUGGAAUACAAGAGGGUCCCCAACAGCAGACCACCUGAGUAUGAAUUCUUCUGGGGCCUACGGUCUUACCAUGAGACUAGCAAGAUGAAAGUUCUGAAAUUUGUAUGCAAGGUACAGAAGAAAGAUCCCAAAGAAUGGGCUACUCAGUACCGCGAGGCAGUUGAGAUGGACAUUCAGGCUGCAGCUGUGGCUGUGGCUGAGGCUAAGGCCAGGGCUGAGGCAACAGCCCAAAUGGGGAUUGGAGAGGAAGCUGUGGCUGGGCCCUGGAAUUGGGAUGACAUGGAUAUUGGCUGCCUAACAAGGGAAGAGUUGGGUGAUGAUAUGCAGCCCUGGGCCAGACUUUCCUUUGAUUUUGAACCCGGAGCCCAAGAAAAUACAGAUCCCACCAUUGAUGUCAACUUCAACCAAGGAGCUUGUACCAGAAAUAGCUUCAGUGACGGUGCUGGUAUUAGUUUUGGUGGUGUAACCAACCCCAGUGGUGGCUUUGGGGGCACAGCCAGCAUUAGCUUUGGUGGUGCACCCAGCACUAGCAGCAGCUUGAACAACACAGCCAGCAUUAGCUUUGGUGGUGCACCCAGCACUAGCACCAACUUGAGCAACACAGCCAGUAUUAGCUUUGGUGGUGCACCCAGCAUUGGGAAUAGUUUCAGUGGUGGAUCCAGCAUUAGCUUUGGUGGUGCUCCUACCACCAGUACCAAUUUCAGUGGUGGAGCCAGUAUUAGUUUUGGUGGUGCACCUAAUACAAGUGGCAGUUUCAAUGGUGGAGCCAGCUGUGGCUCUGGAGGCACACUUAGCAGUAUCAGCGCUGGCUUUAGUGGUGCACUCAGCACAAGCACCAGCUUUGGCAGUGCACCGACUACAAGCACUGUCUUCAGUGGUGCAGUUAGCACCACCACUGGCUUUGGAGGCACACUUAGCACCAGUGUCUGCUUUGGUAGUUCUCCCUACUCUGGUGCUGGCUUUGGAGGCACACUCAGUACCAGUAUCUCCUUUGGUGGUUCCCCUAGCACCAAUACUGGUUUUGGUGGGACGCUCAGCACCAGUGUUUCCUUUGGUGCGUCUUCUAGCACCAGCUCUGGCUUUGGUGGCACACUAAGCACUAGUCUUUGCUUUGGUGGUGCACUGAAUAACAGUGCUGGCUUUGGGGGUGCUAUGAGCACCAGUGCCAGCUUUGGUGGUGUGCUGAAUAACAGUGCUGGCUUUGGGGGUGCCAUCAGUACGAGUGCCAGCUUUAUGUUGAAUAACAGUGCUGGCUUUGGGGGUGCCAUCAGUACAAAUGCCAGUUUUGGUGGUGCAAUGAAUAACAGUGCUGGCUUUGGGGGUGCGCUGAAUAACAGUGCUGGCUUUGGGGGUGUCAUCAGUACAAAUGCCACCUUUGGUGGUGCGCUGAAUAACAGUGCUGGCUUUGGGGGUGCCAUCAGUACAAAUGGCAGCUUUGGUGGUGCGCUGAAUAACAGUGCUGGCUUUGGGGGUGCCAUCAGUACAAAUGGCAGCUUUGGUGGUGCGAUGAAUAACAAUGCCAGCUUUGGGGGUGCAAUCGGCACCAGCCCUGACUUUGGUGGCGCGUUUAGUACCAGUGUUGGCUUUGGUGGCACACUUAGUACCACUGACUUUGGUAGUACCCAUAGCAACAGCAUUAGCUUUGGCAGUGCUCCCACUACCAGCGUUAGCUUUGGUGGGUCUCAAAGCACUAACCUCUGUUUUGGUGGAGCACCCAGCACCAGUCUCUGUUUUGGCAGCGCAUCUAACACCAACCUAUGCUUUGGAGGCUCUUCCAGCACCAACUGCUUUAGUGGUGCUACCAGUGCCAAUUACAGUGAGGGGCAAAGCACCAGUGCCAUUUUCAGUUUUGGGAAUGGGCUAAAUACCAGUGCUGGCUUUGGAAAUGGCUUCAAUGGUGGCCUGGGCACCAACACUGGGUUUGGCGGUGGACUGGGCACCAGCACGGGAUUUAGUGGUGGACUAAGUCAUAAUGCUGACUUCAAUGGCGGACUGGGUACCAGUGCUGGCUUCAAUGGUGGACUAAACACUAACACUGAUUUUGGUGGUGAAUUGGGCACGAGCACUGGCUUUGGUGAUGGACUGGGAAACAGCACCGGCUUUGGUGGUGGACUGGUCACUAGUGAUGGCUUUGCUGGUGACCUGGGUACCAAUACUGGUUUUGGCGGCACACUUGGCACUGGUGCAGGCUUUAGUGUAAGCCUCGGCAAUGGCAAUGGCAAUGGCUUUGGCAAUGGGCCUAAUGCCAACUUCAACAGAGGACUGAAUCCCAUCAUUGGCUUUGGCAGUGAUUCCAACUCCAGCAGUGGCUUUACUGGUGAACCCAACACUGGCUCCAGCUUCAGUAAUGGACCCAGUUCUAUUGUUGGCUUUAGUGGUGGACCAAGUGCUGGUGCUGGCUUCUGCAGUGGACCAAGCACUGGUGGCUUCGGUGGUGGACCAAGUACAGGACCUGGCUUUGGUGGUGGACCGAACACCAAUGGUGGAUUCGGCGGUGGACCACCAAGCACCGGUACUGGCUUUGGUGGUGGAAACACUAACCACGGUGCCUGUGGCUUCCCUUACGGCUAGUGAAGUUUCAGGUAACUGCAAUAUUCCUAUAGCCAGAGUCCAUGGGGAUAGCUAUAAUAGCUGGGAGAUACUAGAGGA